Messenger RNA from Lentinula edodes (shiitake mushroom), 1092 nucleotides. RefSeq lists its product as uncharacterized. Gene Ontology annotation, cellular component: membrane. Lineage: Eukaryota; Fungi; Basidiomycota; Agaricomycetes; Agaricales; Omphalotaceae. The transcript is spliced from 10 exons. Gene Ontology annotation, molecular function: transmembrane transporter activity. The record is from RefSeq and is a predicted model, not a curated record. Bases 1 to 1092 code for a protein of 363 amino acids.
AUGACCGGUUCACUCACGUCUUCAUUCCAGAACGAGAAAGCUUUAGGCGAACACCUCGAAAAUGCAAGUGAAUAUGACUUCGGCGGAGAGUCUCGUCCUCCCGUUCUUUCUGAAGACAAUGAGCGUAAACUAUGGAGGAAGAUUGACCUCCGUUUGAUGCCCAUACUCUGCGUGAUGUACCUCAUGUCUUUUAUGGAACGCGGUAACAUCGGGAACGCCAAACUCCAAGGGCUGACAACGCAGCUGAACCUGACGGGAAAUCAGUAUAACAUUGCAUUGACAAUGUAUUUCAUUCAUCUCACCAUGGGAUUCAGUUUGGUACUGAAGAAGUUUCGCCCUUCCAUUUGGCUUCCAGGCAUCACUGUUCGUGUUUCUUCUUCUUUCGUAGGCGAGCUAUUUAGGCUAAUCUCUCGAACCCGUCAGGUUGUAUGGGGUGUCAUCAUGACACUCAUGGGACUUGUCAAGACCUUCGGCGAAUUUUCCACCCCCAUCAGUCAAUUGCUCACAGUCCCGCCCUACGUUCUUGCGACCAUCGUCCUAGGAUUCUUCUCUUAUUAUUCCGACAAAGUGACGAUGCGCUCGCCUUUCAUCUUAGCGGGCCAAAUUAUAUGUCUCAUAGGGCUCUCAAUCAACAUCGCGAACGUUUCGCAUAAUGCCAAGUACUUUGGUACUUUCUUGAUCGUCGCAGGGAGCUACUCCGGACUACCUGGGAUCGUUGUGUGGCUAAGUACCAACCUGAGUGGCCAGUACAAACGAGGCAUAGGAAUGGCCCUCCAUAUCGGUAUUGGAAAUCUCAGCGGUGUAAUAGCGUCUAACAUUUUCAGAAUGCAAGAUAAACCGCGGUAUAUCUUAGGCCGUACGUCUACCAUCAUCUCUACAUAUCCUUCCUCUACGACCACUGACAGAGUAUGGAUAACUGCAGAAGGAAUGGAAUUAAUGUUUGUUGGCAUCGGACUUAUUUUCCUCCCUAUAACUGUCUUCACGUAUAGUCGGAUCAACAAGAAGAAAGCGGAGCUCAUGAAAAGAGUAGCUCAGGGUUUGGAGAAGAGACCUUCGCCAGAGGAGCUGAGGGUUGGGGGACAGAGCGCCUGA